Molecule: messenger RNA, 21051 nt
Organism: Pelobates cultripes (western spadefoot toad)
Lineage: Eukaryota; Metazoa; Chordata; Amphibia; Anura; Pelobatidae
Source: the annotation of a GenBank genome assembly
GACACAUCCCCUUUGCUGAUUCAUUGAUCUGAACUGUUUAAAUAAAGGGAGGGGAAAGAACCCUCCUCAGUUUAGCAGCAACUGGACACAUAAGCACUUCAGCAUCUCUCUGGGACUGUAUCAGACAAUAGGGGUAGGUGACUUCUGGAUUUAUUUUCAAUAACUCUGUUCAUGUUCAAAUUAAUUUUAACACUUCAAAUUCAUUUUACUGGAAAAUAGUCCUCCAUAGCAGUGUUACAAAAAUAAUUAUAGUUGGAUUCAUUACAGUUACCUUUUUUAAACAUUUAUUUGUUUUACCUUAGAAAGUUUGAAAAGUGAGAUAACUUGCUUACAUCGUUCAACAGAGAGAGAAAGCUGUUGCAUUUAUUUUUAUUAUUUUAUUUGCUCUUUCUUGGCUACUUGUUUGUUUUUGUGUCCUUUAUGUACUGUCUUGUUAUCUGUCGUUUAUCAUUCCCACCUUUUGCAUUUUAUUAUUUCCCUUUCUCUCUCAUCCUCCUUAAUCCCAUUUAUAUACAUAUUGUCUUGUAUAAAGCAGGCAGUACACAGGUAACCAGAUAGGAGGCUGUCAUGUAAAACGUCUUUUUAAUAUUUCUGCUCUCUCUACCUCUCCUUAAAUCAAAAUUGUUGGUUGAAUUUACUAGUAUGUCUUGUUAACCCCUUGUACAGCACUGCAGAAUAUGUUUAAAAUAAUAACUAUAGCCCACCUUUUCGGCAGAGCUGUGUAAUGGGUUCUGCCUUUUAUUCUAUCUGUCUCAUACCUUCUCUUUCAUAAACAGUGGGCUACCAGGCAGGGAACAUUACCCCAUAACAUUCUACCAGGGCUGCCAGCCAGGGAACAUUAUCCCAUAAUAUUCUAUCAGGGCUACCAGUCAGGUAACAUUACCCCAUUACCCCACAACAUUGUAUGAGGUAUAUCAGUCAGGAGACAUUACCCCAUAACAUUCUAUGAGGGAUGCCAGUCACUGAACAUUACCCCAUAACAUUCUAUGGGGGUUGCCAGUCAGGGAACAUUACCCAACAACAUUGUAUGGGGUAUAUCAGUCAGUGAACAUUACCCCAUAACAUUCUAUGAGGGUUAUCAAUCAGGGAACAUUACCUCAUUACCCCAUAACAGUCAGAGAACAGAGGGUUAUCAGUCAGUGAACAUUACCCCAUAACAUCUUCAGUGUCCUGACUUCUACAAUAAUCUAAACAUCAUUGUGUAAUGAAGCACAAAUUUAUCUCUGUAUUUAAUUAUUUCUCUUUAUCCUUGUUAUUUCUUUUCAUUUACCUGUGUAAUACACCAUGUAUACUUCUCUUUUAUUCUUCUUUCUCAUUCUGCUUUCUUCUUGUUAUAUAUAGCACACAUGUAUCAGCAUACCGGUAACCAGAUUACGCCAUAUUCAAGCUUCAAGGAACACCUGAACAUGAGUGUAUAUAAUAUUAUUGUUCUCUUCAUCUCUUCAGCCUGUGUCGUUGUUAAUGUUGGCAAUAUGUUCUAUGUAUUAUUAGAUCAGUAAAGUUUAACAUUUCUUCAGACACAAAUAACAGAGAAAUGUAACAAUGCUACUUAAGGCCAAAAAAUUCCUCUGGAAUCCUGUUACUGAACUAUUCAAAAGAGGACAAUAAUGAACUCUACAGCUGUCCUGUCACACACUCACUUCAAUGCCUCAUACAAAUAGUUUACAAGCCAAGCAAAGUCCUUCGUCCAAAACAUUUGGUUUAAGAGCGGAGAUUACAAAUGAAUUAAAAAUAUCUUUGUUGGCUUAUUCCACUUAAAAUGAUUUUGUAUUUGGAAAGCAUUGAAAUCCCUUGGAAAACACAAUAUUAGGCACACAUGAAAAUGUUUAAGACCGGAAAUCCUUCUACAAGUAACUGUCUUCAGUAACUCUAAUAUAGAACAGUGUACAACAUGAGUGUACAUCAAAUGUACGUACAAUGAGAUACAGUACACUGUGUAAUGAGAGGGGGCGGGGCUGUGACCAUUGUAUUAUACAAUCACUUUACAAAAAGGCUGGGACAUGCACAAUAUAAUAAUGCCCUUUUGAUAAGAGGGAUGUGUGACAUUUUACUAAUUGUAGCUCUUUCAUUAACGUUUUUAUUUUGAUGUGAAUUUACACACAGUUCUAAAUUCACUCAAUAUUUAUUACAUUAUAUGCCACUAUGGGGUAAGAAAUAUCCUCUAUCAUUAAUGCACCAACUAGAAAGGAUGCUUGUCUGGACCUGGUUAUAACAAUAACAUGUUGAUCUUUUGGCAAAACAUUCAAGUAGAGGAGCAGUUGGGAAAUAGUGAUCACAAAAUUGUGUUUUUUGAAAUAAACUCAAAAAUGCAAAUGCACAUGGGGUAUACUAAAACAUAUGAUUUUAAAAAGGUCAAUUUCAAUACGAUAAGGGCAGCUUUACAAUAUAUUUGCAGGAAUAACCUCUUUAGUGAUAAAAACACAGAGGAUAAAUGGAAUAUCUUCAAACAAAUAUCAGAAAGGUACAUUUCUCAGUAUAUAUCAUUGGGUAAUACCUAAAUGAGAAACAAAUGAAAACCAAUGUGGCUUAGUGGGAAGGUAAACCAAGAAACUAAGCAUAAGAAAAUGGCAAAUCAGAUGCAUCCUAUAUAAGAUAUAAGGAAGCCAAUAAGGCAUGCAAAAAAACGAUUAAAUGGGUUAAACUAGAAAAUGAGAAAGUGAUAGCCAAAAGAGAGCAAAACCACCCGCCCAAACAUUUUGUUAAAUACAUAAAGUCUAAUAAAAACAAAAAAUGAAAGUGUACAUACACUGAAAACCGAGAUUGGUGUGUUAGUUAAUAAGGACCAAGAAAAGGCAGAAAUUUUAAAUAACCCAGUAUAUGCUAAGGAGGAAGCUACGGCAAGAGAUAUGCAAAUGAUUGCUGCAAAAAAAGUUGCAGAAAAAUAUUGACUGGAUGACUCAUGACAAGGUGCUGCAGCAACUAAAGAAAGUUAAUGUAAAGAAAGCUUUGGGGCCUGACAGUAUUCACCCCUGAGUACUUUAGGAGCUAAGUGUGGAAAUAAGUGAAGCUCUGUUUUUAAUCUUCCAGGAUUCUUUUCUUUCAGGAAUUGUACCUGAGGAUUGGAGGAAGGCAGGUUUUUUUGCUACAUUAAAAGGGUUUCAAACCUUUGCCUGGAAGUCAUAGACCUGUGAGCUUUACUUCUGUGGCUGGGGAAGUACUUGAAUGAUUAUUAAGGGAUAAUACUCAGGAAUUAAUUGUGAAGAACAUUGUUAUUAGCAAUAAACAGUAUGGUUUUAUGAAAGGUAGGUCAUUCAUACUAACUUAAUUGCAUUCUACGAAGAAGUAAGUAGAAGUAUAGAUCAGGGUGUCGCAAUGGAUUUGACCUACUUGGAUUUUGCAAAGGCAUUUGAUGUGGUUCCACACAAUAGGCUAUUGUUCAAACUAAAUGAAACUGGUCUAGAUGAAAAUUCUUGUUCUUGGCCUAAAUAUAGAGUACAGAGAGUGGUCAUUAAUAGUAAAUUUUCAAACUGGACAAAAGUGGUAAGUGGUGUCCCUCAGGGUUCUGGUGUUUGCAGAUGACACAAAACUCUGCAAAGUAAUAAAAUGUGAGCAGGAUAUUACUUUUAUGCAGAGGGAUUUAGAUAGAUUGAGGAGCUGGGCACUCAAAUGGCAGAUAAAAUUCAAUGUAGGUAAAGAUGUUUUUUUUCUUUCUUUUGGAUCAACAGCAAAAACAGAUGUGAGGAAGGCUGACAUUGAAGGACACAUGUCUCUUUUCAGCCAAUGUAACUAUGUAAUAUAUAACAAAAAUUAAAAAAAAAAAUACAAAUAAAAAAAGAAAAGUGCCCCAGAAUUCCUCUUGAUAGCUAACUCUGUAUUGGAGUUCCAUUGAUUGCCAGGGUUAUUGCUCUUUGUAGGUAACUCCAUAGUAGCAUUUCAUUGGUUUCCACAGUGAUUGCUGCAGGUUUGGACAUUUUACAGAUAAGUCUAUAUUGAGCAAUGCAAUUCUUCUCACAAGUGGCAAUGGAAAAGUUAACAUGUUCUUCCAUAUAAGCACUAUAACCACUGCAUGGUAUUGUAGUUGUUAUGGUGAGUUUAGGCCAAGAAUGCUGCCUCAGUUUUACUGGGUCUUAUGGCUCUAAACAUAUGAUCAAUGUGCAAGAUCCUUUUGGAACCUCAUCCCCGACUGAGUAGAUUGCUAAUUUGGAAUUUCCACAAUAGCAACAUCAGUUUCAGCUAUUUUUGGAUUGUUUUCACUGGCACUUUCAGACUAUCACUCACAGCAGCCUACUAGUACCAUAACCACUACAACUACAUGAAGUACUUAUGGUGCUUAGACUGCUCCUUCAAUAACUUGAUGUCAGGGUGGUCUUAGAUCAUGUAACAUGCCAGACAGGAAGCUCAUCUGUUGUUAACUUCACCAUACUCUUUGUUUAAUUCAGUAGUUUUCUAUCUUCAGAGUUCCAAAUUAUAGCUAUGGCCAUUUUUUGAUUUGCAAAACUAGCUCAGAGAACAUUUAAUCACUGCUAUAUAACAUAUAACACAAUACAUCGCAGAAAGGAUGUUUACUAGACACUUCCCAGUGUUAUGGGGAUUUCCUCCGCUGUGGGGAAGGCAAUGCCGCUACAUAAAACAUAAACAGUUUGCUACUCAGUUGCUUGGCGCAUGAAAAAUGUAAUAGGACCAUUUCAACCAGUGAAGUCUUUCCAGGAGUUAAGAACCAAGGAAUUGACUCACCAGUAAAUAUAUACAAAUGAAAAACUUUAUGUUAAAUCUAUGUAGAACAACUUAAAAUAAACUGGUCAUUGGCUCUGCAACUGUGGUGCAUCUUACAGAUGCGAAAGAGCCUUGUUUUAGCACUCAUGAAAAUUAGACAACUCUCUUUCUGUAACUGUUUACUUAAAGAUACUGAAAAUCUGUUCCAUUUGGGCAGCAAAGUAGGUUUGGCAAUCCAAUGAUGCCAUGCUUGUCACAUGACCUGCAAAGCAUGUCUGAUGUUCCCAAUAAAUGACCAUUGCAUUGUUAAAGACUAUUAAAACAACAAAAAAAUAAAGAUAUACCAAAGAUAACUAGCCCAUCCCUAAACUCUACAGCAGUGGUAGUCAACCUUUUUCCACUUACCGCCCACUAAUGCAUCUUUCUUGAUGGAAAAAUUUCCUUACCGCCCACCAGUUUUCGCGCAAGCGCGGAAUAUUUUUUAGAAAGGAGGGUGUUUUAAAAAAUACAUAAAUGAACGUACAUUUAUCUUUUUAUUUCUACUUUAUGCAUGUUUAUAAUGUUUUUAACUUUAUAAAGUUUAAUGAGGAAGCAAUAAAGUAAAUUGAACUUACCUUUACUAGUGAUUAAUGAGAUCCUUGAGGUUGAUGCUGCGAGACUAAAUAUUUGAUAUCUGGUUCGAUUUUCAUAAGGAACAAACGAAGGUCUCCUCUUUCAGUGAUAAUCGGAAGACUUCUUUGUUUGCUCAUAAAAUGAUUUCUCAUCUGUGCGUCAGCUCCCCUCCUCUCCCUCCUCAAUUCCCCUUCCCACCUUUUUCCCCUUUUUUCUAUUUUUUAACCUUCCUUAUAGCAAUGCCCAGUAGGAAGGCUGAGCUAGGUAGCCCACUUACUAUUAUUAGUCAACAACAAUUCUCUCCUUUUCCUUUUCUUUCCUUCUCCUUUUUUACAAGUACUCUACUCCUUCUUUCCUCUAUACUAGAAGUACUCUACUCCUUCUUUCCCCUAUACUAGAAGUACUCUACUCCUUCUUUCCCCUAUACUAGAAGUACUCUACUCCUUCUUUCUCCUAUUCUACAAGUACUCUGCACCUUCUUUCUUCUAUUCUACAAGUACUCUGCUCACAGGCAAACACAUACACACACACACACACACUCACAUUGAAACACAUACACACAAAUAUACACAUACUCACACAUGCACUUACAGACACUCACACAUGCACAGACAGACCCACAGACACACACACACUGACACACACACAUACACUUACAGACAGACACAUACACUUACAGACAGACACAUACACUUACAGACAGACACAUACACUUACAGACAGACACACACAUACACUUACAGACACAGACACACACAUACACUUACAGACACAGACACACACAUACACUUACAGACACAGACACACACAUACACUUACAGACACACACACAUACACUUACAGACACACACACAUACACUUACAGACACACACACAUACACUUAGAGACAAACACAUGUACACACAAAUUAUUAAUAUUAAAUAUCCACCCAGCCUCCCUACCUGGAGAGCUGGUGUGGAUCUGUCCCUGGGGUCCAGUGGGGCUUCACUUAGGCGGGCGGCUAAUCAGACGCAGCGAGGGAGCUCUAACCUCUCUGCUCUGCUCCCUCGCGGACUGUCUACGGAUGCCGGGAGCCGGAAUAUGACAUCAUAUUCCGGCUCCCGCGGCAUCAGCAAACAUCGCGCGAGGGAGCAGAGCAGAGAGGUUAGAGCUCCCUCGCCGCGACUGAUUAGAACGCUGCCAUGCCGGGGGGUCCAGAAGGUGGCCUGGCAGGAGGGAGCGCUUCCUCCUGCCGGUCACUGAAGACUUGCGCAUGCAGAGCCGCUCGCGCCCGCCCAAAAGGAGAAAUCCUCUUAAAAAGAGGAUUUAGCCUCAGAAAUCCCUACCGCCCACCUGGAAUCCUAAAACGCCCACUAGUGGGCGGUAGGGACCAGGUUGACGACCCAUGCUCUACAGGAAGAGGACCAUGGAUUCAUUUUAUAUGAAUUCAUGAUACUUGUUGGCAAUGUAAGUGUUUUUUUUGGAAUCCUGUGUGUCUUAAGACAGCUUCCCAUACUUUGUGUAAUCGUUCUAUUUUGGACAUGAGACAUUCUUUAUAUACAGUUGCGUGCACACACACCAUAUGUAUGUGUAAUUCACUUUCUAUAAAUGUUGACUUUUAUAGUUUUAUAGUUGUUUUCAUGAUUAACGGAGGAGCCUGUCUCUUGUGGUUAUUCCUUAAAGUGAGAAUUCAAAGUGAUUUUCAAAUUUAAUUCCAAAAUAGUCAAAUUGCAGAAAUUCUCUGUCAGUUAUCUUUCCAGUUCCGUUACUUUUGUCUUAAAUGUAAAAAUAAUUUUGAAUUCUCACUUUAGGAAAUAACCCUAAAAAAAUAACCCUGUCUGUCUGUAAUUUUAGGGGCUUAUAAACUUACCAGAUACCUCCACAUUUCACUCUAUCCACAUAAUUCAUUUAAAAUGAGCUAUCUCCACAUCAACUGCUGCUGUUAUAUAGUCUCCAUUUAUUAGGGCUAGGCGAUUUUAAUGUCACAAAGUCUUAGUGCUAUCAGUGUGCUAUAAUAAGACAGGAAACCCAAAUACACACACUGGCAUGGGAAUAAUGUUGCAGACAUCGUAAUAGCAUGUCACUGAUAUAUCUGAAUGCAGGUAUUUUUACAAUGAAGGACCCAAGUAUACAUGCAAAUGCAAAUACUGUCAUACAAUCUGUGUGGGAUAUAGGUUUGUCUCUACAUAUAAAUCUACUUUUUAAGGAUUAGGUACCCAAAAGAUGUGUGCAUGGCUUAUGCUGGCAAUGUAAUGGGGGUUAUUAACUAAACAGUGAAUUGUAGUGUAAGGUAAACCAAAUCACAAAAUAGUUUAUUCCAGUUUAAAUUAAAGUUUGCAUUUCAAUUCACUACAGUUAGCUGUUUAGUCAAUACACCCCUAUACAUGCUACCAGUUUUCUUGCAGCGAUGUGGAUAGACUGGCCAAGGAUGGAACGUCUGUGUUAUGUGCCAUUAUGGUCAUUUACUAUGUAACCUUUAUCGGUUCCCAUUGAGAAGAAAAGAUAAUUGCAGUAGUCAGUUGCUGGCUGAAACUCUUUCUCAGACUGCAUCAGGAAGUUAGCAUAGCUGCUGGACCCUUAGGAUGGGAGGGCAUAUGAGGAUAAGAGGCUGCUGCCUGGAUUACUGCAUUUUGAUUCUUUCUUACUGUUCACACUGGGAUCUUACAGCAAGAAAAAAAAAAACACACUGGUUUAAUUGUGCGUUUCAAAGCUAUGAAUCUAAAAAAAACAUGUUGUACUGGUAGCGCUAAGUAGUAUUGUACAAAAUCGAAUUUACUGUGUCGUGUUUGCCGUGCUCGAAGAUUCCAGAAACAUAGUUUAGGAGUAAACUCUCAUAUGGGAAAAAAAAUGUGUGAUGCAUGUAUAUGUAUGCGUGUAUGUAUGUGUGUGUGUGUACGUCUAAAUGGUACAUUACCCAGACAGAUACUGGAAAAUUCCUCUGCUGCAUUUCAAAAAGCAGGGGAACUCAAGUAAUAUGUGGUCAGGAAGGUCUUUUUAUAUAUACACAUAAACUGAAUUUCAAGAGUAUGUUAAAAUGAAAAUAUACAUUUGCUGACAUUGCUUUUAUCCAUUCUUUUAUCUUAGGAAUGAUUGUGUCCCUCUACAUACUAUCUUAAAACCUUAUGUAAUAAGCAAUGGACGACAACUACAAAUCUUAGAAUGCUAAGGGUGUCAGUACAAACAGCUAGGCUGCUUCCAAAGCUAUCAGGGGCUCCAUUAUUGAUCAACUAACAUGACCCACUCUACACAGGUUCCCAAACCAACAUUAUCGACACACAAUCGCAGAUAUACAUUGCCAUACAAAUACACACAAACACACUCAGGCAGACAGCCACACUCACACAGAUACCACUCCCAGACACACACCAAUAAACAGUGCUGAAUACACACUGUCAGACCUUCAACAUACACACAUGUUGCCAAAUACACACACAGCAUUAUAACACCCAUCCACCCACCCUAUAAACAUACUCACAUUGCCAGACACACAAUCACAUGAAAAUACUGGCUAUAUUACAUUACAUUAAUGUUUAUAUGUUAGAAUCUUUACCCCACUGUAUUGCGGCUCUGCCGCGAUCCAGUGGGUACAUUCUGUACUUGUACAGCUUCCUCAUUACUCCUGCAUGGCCUAUUAGAGCUAUGAAGAAGUGAUCUGAAUGUCACAUCUUUCCAGUACCGUUUUUACACAUGGAAAUGCUGGGCAGUUGCCCAGGGGCCCCACCGCAAUUGCCAUGAGCCAAGGCCAACAGGGGAUAUCCUUUCAUUUCCCCUGCCGGCCCAUGCCGAGCUGGUCUCGCUAUCUGCCUUUUCAACCAAAGAGCUUCUCUGUCGGCCUUGGCCCAUGACCAUCGUGCUGGGGCCCUUAUGCUUGUGAACCCCCCAGGCAACUGCCCAGCAUGCCCAUGAGUAAAGAUGUAUUCAUUUUAUCGGUAGCUUACAUUUUUAUUCUCAUGAGUGGUUGUGUAGGCACAGCCCCAGUGCACUGCUUUGCCCUGGGGCUUAUAAUGAUGUUAAAACCACCCUACCAAGUGCUGCUACUCAAGAGCAAAGUGUAUUCAGGUAAGGUGCUCUCUCUGUCAAAUAUCUGUAGUGUGAUCUGGUUAGGAGAGCAUCCAAUUGGACCAAAUGACAUUGCAGGACCCCAUGCAGGCUCCAAUGCACUACAUGGCCCCUUAAGCAAGUACUGGUUGUAUCUACUGACUUUUUAAUUAAAAGAAAAGAAAAAGAAACUAUGAACAAUUUAUAUUUUAACUGUAAUUUCAGUGAGCAUAAUAAAAAACUGUACCUGGAUACACAGAUUCUAGCAUUGUCGAUGCAAAUACACACAUAACACAGAGACACACGUUUGCCAUAGUCCAAAUUGCCAACAGUAGUAGAUGUCUAGAAAACAACAUCUACUUCUCCCAAACUUUAUUAAAAACAGGAGCAGUUUAUCUGCCUGGCUGCUUACCACUGGAGAACAGAAUUAAAUUAAGACGCUGGCGUUAUGCUUGGCAGUCACAUCUGUCUUCGUUAUAACAACUGAUCCAAGAUCAUUCAGAGACACUGGAAUAGAUCCGGGCAGACAGAGCAGUAGACGAUGCUUACUCCCUCACUCUGGGUCGAUUGCUGACAUGAGCACAUAUUUUGAAUGAUGAAACGGGCAUUACAAACCUCUGAGAGAUUAACCACUGUAUUUAUCACAUAUGAUUAGAGUUUGGUCAAGUCUACCACCUAGAAAGUAAAACACCCAUAAACUAAUAAUUUCUCAUACCAAAAAGAGACAAUAAAAGGACACUCUAGGCACCAACAAAAGUUAAGUGCAUGCAAUAGCUUUUGACCUCAUACGUAUUUUGUGUUUCUGUUAUUUUGUGUUUUCACAUUCCUUUGAAAUUUUAUAUUUUACACAAAUUGGAGUUUUUUCCGGCUCUGUUGUUUUUGCUCUAGGCUUGUAAGUCAUUUUCCAAAUCAUCACAACAAUCUGUCCAGCUUUAACACAUGCAGUUAUAGAACUAUGAAUUUAUAUAUUUUUUAAUUUUAGUGUGUUGAUUGUUGUAUGUAUUCACUUACAGGUGUGGACUGACCACUCAGUCACAUUGGUUACAGACUGAGGACCAGGCUGAACAGCCAUGCUCUCUGUCUGAGGAGAGAUCACCACAGCCAGAACUCCAUUGUUUUACACACAUUUCAGUGAUAAGUUGAUGGACCCCUGCAGCCUAUCAACAUGCAGGUGACGUCCACCUUCUCUGUGAGACCAGGCAGUGAUCCCAGGAUCCAUCUCAAUCCCCCUGCACCCACCACAACCCCUAUGGCUCACUUGUACCCACCACAGUUCCUAUGCCCCUCCGGCACCAACAACAGCCCAUAUAUCUUCCUGUACCUACCUCAGCCUCUAUUCCUCCAUGUACCUACCUCACCAACUACAGCCCAUAUACCCCCCUGUACUCACCACAGCCCACAUUCCUCCCUGCACCCACCUCAGUCCCUGUGCACCCACCAAAACUCCUAUGACCCACUGCACCGACCACAGCCCCAGUGCCCCCUGCAUCCACCACAGCCCCUAUGCCCCUCCUGCACACUCAUCAGCCCCCAUGCCCUCCUGCAGCCCCAACAGCCAUUUUGCCUUCAUGCACCCACCUCAGCCUUUGUCCCUCCCUGUAUACACUAAAGCCACCAGAGACCCUCUUACUAUCUACACCCACCUUAGUCGCUAUCCCUCCCUGUACCUACAUAACCAUUAGAUCUCUUAUGACCCCCUGCUCCCACUACCGUCCUCAUCCCUCGCUGCACCCACCUCAGAUUGUAUCCAUCCCUGUAUCCAUCUUAAUUCCCCUUUGCACCCACCACAACCCCUAUGGCUCACUUGCACCCACCACAGUUCCAAUGCCCCUUCUGCACCAACAACAGCCUCUAUGUCACCUGUACACACUACAUCCCCCAUCCCGCCCUACACCUACCACAGCCUCUAUCUAAUAUUUCAAGUGGACAAAGAGGAGAACUUUGAGUGGGAUUGUGGUCAUGACAGGGUUUUUCCGUGAGAUAUUUUAGAAAUUGUUGAAUUACUAACACAAUUGAUGUAAAUGAAUUUAGAACAAGGACAAUCUUUUUUACACAAACUGAUUUCUAAACACAUUUAUAGUAUUUUAAGAGCACACUACUGUAGUAUGUUUGCUGUGGAACUCUGAUAUGUGUGGUGCCUACACAUUUCUACAUGAAACUAAAUUCAGGGUUUAAAAGAAUAAUCACCUUUAGAAAGCACAGUAAAAUCUUAACAAAAACCUGCAAAAUAUGUAAAACAGAAAAUAAGAAAUAAUAGCAGCUAAAGUAUAAGAAUUUUUGCCCGGUAUGUCUGAUGAAAUCAAUAAAUAAAUGGAAUUCGUCAUGUUUUAUAAAUCCAGACACAAGAAUACUGAGCUCCUAUAAAAGAGGGAAAUUAGGACAUUUGGGAAGUAUGUGGCAAUGGUAAGGGAGGCAUGCUGGAAAGUCUCUAUUUGUUUAGCUUCUCUGUCCAACAUUUUGGUGCCUGGAUCCCUCUCUCCACUGUUCCAGUGUGGUAAGCAGAUUUCUUGUUUUUUUCACCUGGCAGUGAUCAGCGUAGGUCCAUCUGCACCAGGCUGAACUGAGAAUACAAAGUAGUACUGGAGAAAGUUGAAGACCAACCUAUAUUGUAGAUUUUACACAACCAAGUUCACCGAUUUAGCUCUGCGACAGGGAGGAGAGAUGCAUGCUAUGUAUGCAGUGAGCACACUGGAAGAAACAGUUUUGACUCCCUAUUUGACAGCUCUGAGGGUCAGGCUUAUUAUGUGUGGAUGUUACAUAUCACUGUAGCUCUAAGUCACUCUCAGAGCUAAAACUGGUGGAUGCUACACUCUAUACCAUUAACUUUGCAAUAAUGCUAAUUAGUUGCAGUGCACAUGAUUCACUGCAUUUUCUUUAGGAACCCAUCUCUGACUUUCUCUCCCAGCAUGUCUCACUACCUGCAAGGUCCUCUGUACCAGGAGUAGGCGCAGUUUGGCGCUCCAGAUGUUUUGGACUACAUCUCCCCCAAUGCUAUAUCAGCAUUAUGUUUGUAAGAGCAUUAUGGGAGAUUUAGUCCACAACAUCUGGAGUGCCGAAGGUUGCCUACCGCACCUUUAUAGGCUGUCCUAAGAUGUCACGGUGAGUGUAAUAUUCUCACUGCGGUCUGGCUCUGACCUGGGUGUCACUCCCCGGACUCAGCUGCAAUACCGGAAGAUAAUCUGAUCCCCUGAACAGUGUUACAUACAUUAAAAGCGCCCUAACUCGGAUAACCUGGAAUUAUACAUAAAAUAUGCAAAAGACAAACGAGGAAAAGAUUGCAGAGUGCACCAAUGUUAUUCUGUGGGUUGUUCUCGUGGCUUGACAAGGAGGUUCCAUUGGUGUUUCCUUUCCUCUUUUCCAUCUCUUAUUAAACUUCUUCUUGACUACAUAUACAAGAGAAUUUGGGUUAAAAAAAAAAAAAAAGUAUCUGGAGCUGUGUACCUGGUACAGCUAAUCCUCAUCAUGAGCAGCUGGACGGCUGAGCUCACAUCUAUUUUUAUCUUAAAAGAAUAUGGAUAAUUUUAUUUAAAAAACUAAUUGGCAGCUUGAGCUAAAGCACCGCAUGGUUUUAAUCAGCCUAGCCUGAACGUAUCUGACUCCCUUUGGCUUGUUUUACACGGGUUUAUACAAUAGAAACAUUAUAACUACAAUUUCCUAAUGUUCACCAAAUGCGCUGAGAGAUGAAUAAUCAGUGUGAGGUUCCAUGGCCAACGAUGCAGAAUGAAGAUAUCUCCAGCAAAUAAAACAAUACAACAGGGCAUCCCCAGUAAACGUGGCACUUGUUAAGAGACCAGAAACAAACAACUGUAACCAAAACCAGGCAGGAAAAAUAUCCAGUGUCCAGUAAACAACAUUCAUUGAUCUUUGUUACGUUACACUGCUUGGAUCAAGCCUCACCAUCCUAAAUUAUAUCAGAUGAUUUACAAACCUCCCAACACUUCAAAUGGUCAAAGAAGGACACUUCACUUUUAGAGGUUUGAGUGGGGAUGUGACCAGGGGCAAGGCUGUUCUGAGACAUUUUAGGCGACUUAGUAAUAACAAUUUAUGCAACUGCAAUGUAAUUUGGAACAAUAACAAUGUAUCAUAUUGACACAGACACACAUUUAGUGUUUAGUGUAGUGGAAUACUCUGUGGAGGGGAAAAUAAUUAAAAACCCAAUAUUUAGCAGAUGUAUCCCCAAUGAAAACAUGCAUGCAUUUUUUGCUGCAUGUUUUCAUUGGGGGCAUGUCUAAACAAAUUUGCACUUCUCCACUUUUUUUUUAUAAAUGGGUAGCUACUGAUGUCUUAGCGGUCGGCUGACCACUCUAAGCCAAUCAGCAGGGCCCCUGUCUGCUGCUGCCCCAGUCUUACAAUAUAUAAGAUUUCCGUUAAGGGAAGGACAAGGGAGAAGCAGAGCAAUUUCCUCUCGAACACAGACAUAGGGUUUAACCGUUCGUGAGUAGGUUAACUCUUUAUGGUGAGCCAGCAACAAGGACCUCCUGCCACCAUAACAACUUAAUGUUGAUGAAGUUGUAAUGGUGCCCAAACUGGUCCUUUAAUUCUUUGUUUAUAGAGUAAUAUCUGAAAACCAAGGCAAAACAAGACACAAGUUUGAGUUGCCAGACGGAUCAUAUAAAUAUAGCAUUUGUAAAUCAUUAUUUAACCCAUUUAGAAGCAACUUCAAAAAAGCUAGGGAGAAAUUGCACAGUUGCUUUACAAUAUUUUAUACGGCACUAUUUGUCUUUGAAAGUCUUGCAUGCCAGGAGCCACUGGAAUUUCCAAGCCUAGCAAGGACAAAUAAAUAUGAUAAAUGAAAAAUUAUAGUUUCUCUAAACUAUUUAAAGUGCAACUGUCUCUUCUUUGAAAAUUACACAGUUUAAAAAACAUUGCAAAUCACUUAGAACUUGUGUUAACCUUCUUUUUCAUGUGUUUCUGUAUUUUCUUUUAAGUGUGUUAAGUUAACGAGGAGAAGAGAAACAUUCAGCAGUAUUUACCUGUUGUGGUUUAACCCCUUAAGGACACAUGACAUGUCUGACAUGUCAUAAUUCCCUUUUAUUCCAGAAGUUUGGUCCUUAAGGGGUUAAAUUCAGCAGACAGCAAUGUUUUCUCUCAGGUAUGAAGACAAGGAAUGGACACAGCAGAAAUACGAACUCGGAGAGCAGUACUCAUUCACAUAAGUGUAUGACAAAAUACUGCUCCUAAUUUUAAUGGGGAAAACACAGAUCUUAUAACCAAAUUCUGUACACAUCCAAAAAGGGGUUGUCUUCACAUAACACAGUCAUGUCCUGUCAAUUGCAUAUUCAAAGAACGUAAAGCACAUUUGGCAUUAGCUGGUCAAAAGGUGUUACUUGAUUAAACAAACACUUUCCAACAGUCAGAAAGACAAGGAUAUGGAGUGCAGAGCGGGAAACAAGAAGAAGAUACAAAUCAGGAUCACAGGCCAGCUAUUAUAAUAGAGCAUCCUGACAUUACUCAAUCAACUGUGUAGUGUGACACAGGAUAUAAGGGGGAAAGGUGCUCAUUAAUCCAUGUCAUUACCAAAUUAAAAAUUGUCAGUAAUUCAAAUCAAUUUUCAAAUUUAAGGUCAAAGUAGGCGAUGUUGAAAAAUUCUCCUAAUCAACUAUACUUCCAAUCUGACUAGUUUGGCCUUAAAUUCACUUUCAAUUCCUGACAAUUCUCACACUUAAGUAAAUAAACCCUGAUUGCCUAAUUUCUCCUCUUCUCUGAAUACGUUCUCUACUCAUGCAAAGGACUGAGCGUAUAACAAUAACUGGCAGAAAGCCAAGAUGUAAGUGUUAAGUUCCAAGAUAAGGAGGUGUUAAAUUCGAAGUUUAAUGUUACUUUGAUACCUCUCAAGUACAUAUUUAUUAAAUAUAGGGGAACAGUAACCAUAAUAUUAAAAAUCCUUGGAAGGGACAGUCUGCCUUUAAAACAACAAAAUCGUUUAAAAUAUUGACGUUUUAUAAAGGUAUAACAUGCAGCUGUUAUAGUUACAUAAUUAAGUGAUGCAAUAAACCUAUUAUUUCUUUUUAAUAUAUAGUUAUUUGAUAUUGCUUUUCUGAUGAGCACAAGAAGUAGUUACGUAACUAAAAGCCACAAAUGUUGAAUAAAUCCAUUUUUAUUUUCGGAGAGGGGCCCCUUAUAUUAUCUAUUGGCAUUUAAGCCUAUAGUGUGUUUUUUUUAUUAUUAUGGAAUGGUUGGAUGUCAGUAUUAACCCAUGUGGUUACAGAUGCAUGAGCAAAGCGUGUAGUAUGUGUCUUGAAUGCAAUUUCUUUUUGAGAGAGCUAUAUAUGUCAUAUAAGGAUACUUUAAAAGCACAUCUGAAGUCAAUUUUCAUGAUUUUCUUUUUUUUGUGGGUUAAAGGAAAAAAUUAACUGCACCUUUUCUGAGCAAUGUAAUUGUGGUAUAUACAUGAAUUAGAAUGCAAACCCUGUAUUUUGUUUCCCCACAUUAAAGGAGGCAUCAGUCUUAUUGAUUUGAAUUGAGUCACUUCCAAUGAUUUAAUCUCAGAGUAGUCACAGUCCACAAAAAGGUACAUAGUGUCUCUCAAAAUAGUGUGGGUUAAUGAAAAAAAUGCAUGCGCUCCUUUUUAUUACUAUGAAACCUUCUUUCGCCUGCAUUGUAUAAUAUUGUUGGCAACUCAGGAUCAAAUAGCAACUCUCUUCCAAAUCCCCUUAAAGGAACACUCCAAACCCAAUAAAGCACUUCCGAUUGAUAAAGUGCUUUAGGGGUUAACAGAGUGUCUCUUUUUUUAAAUUAAUAGAAGUGCUGAUUCAAAGUGAAAUUGGCACUCUUAUAAGGAUUCUAAGUUGCACUCAGCCCGCUGUCAAUUGUAAAUGGAAAUUACUGAUUGCUUUAUGCUGUAGCACAAAGUGUAAAGCAAUGCCUCUCUAAGACAAGCACUGGAAUCAAUGUUUCUCUUUGAGAAGCAUUGCCAGCACAGCUGCCUGUCUCUCAUUGCUUUUCUAUGAAGGUGGAUAUGAGCUGUGGCGCUUUUGCUGACGGAUUGAAAGUUAAGUAAUCUCUUUACUUUUACAGAAAAAGUAAGGUGGGGGUGUUUAUUUUUAUAUAUAUUUAGGGCAUUGGAAUGUUUAAGGAAAAUAACAUCACUGUAUUUUUAGGGGUAUAUGGAACACAUUUGCAGAAUCAUGAUCACGUCAGUAAUUGAAAUGGUCAUGGUACAAGAAGUCUGUACAGGCAACGUUUCAGGAUGAAAUGCUGCACAUGCAAAGAUAUUGGUGGUGGCAGCUAAAGGUGUACGUCUCCCUCUGGCAGCCUCGUUAGCAUCCGCAAUAAGAGUUAGGUUCAUACUCUGUGACACUCUGUUCAUACUCCAAUAUUGUAUGGGAGAAUAAUUGUGGUUGGAAACUGUUUAAAUUAAUGGUUGGAUAAAACAGAAUACACUUUUAUUUGGUUAUUGCCAAAUAAAACAAAAAUCCUGGCUAAGUUGUUUAUUACAUUUAUAUAAACUGUACCCAAAUCAGCGGUACCCAUUUUAUCAAACAUAUUUAUGCUAUUCAUUGCACUUUUAAAACAAACCUUUUGUGCAUUUCAAGUUGGUAAUGACAUGCUUACAAUGCAAACAGCAAGUAGCAUUAUGGUGUUAAUUACUUUUUUGCAAUGUUAAUAACGUCUUAAAAUGUUAUUUAAAAUUUAAGAAGAAGUAGCUUAGUCAAAGUUCUAACAUUGCUCUCUUUUUUUGUUGUAUAGGUAUCAUGGCGUGGAAAUAUUGCAUCAUUGGAAUUUUCUGUUUUCUUGCUAUACCCUCAAUUUCUGGUCAGUGUCCAGAUGAGUGUAAAUGUGUUAGACCAGGACAAGUAGAAUGUUCUGGAUCAGAUGUCUUGGAAAUUCCUACAUCUAUUCCUCCAAAUAUCAGAAGUCUUCUGAUAAUCAACACAGAAGUUACAGAACUUCAAGAUGGCAUUUUAGAAAACAUGACCGCAUUGCUGAUUCUCAGGAUUGAAAAAAGUGAAUUGUCCACAUUAGGAUCCAAAGCACUCUCCAACUUGAUUUCCCUUCGUUAUCUGAGUUUGCUCAACAAUAGACUGCAAGAGAUACCUGAAUCUCUAUUUGAAGACCUAACAAAAUUAGAAACCCUAAUUUUGGCAAACAACCAAAUUAGUCAGCUUCCUCGUUUGCUGUUUGCUCCUCUAAUUAGUUUGAAAGAACUUCAGUUGCAGGGGAAUAACUUGAGAUCGUUACCCAGUGGAGUUUUUGAUCAUAUGUUUGGACUUGCUAAACUAAAUUUAGCUAAAAACUAUCUUGAACAUCUACCUUCAAAUAUUUUUGAUAAAGCCACUAACCUUCAGACUCUAAGACUGUAUGAAAACUACCUCAAGGACAUUCCAGAUGGAUUAUUGAAUGACCUAAGCAGUCUUCAAGAGGUGGCUUUGCACAGCAACUACAUCAGUCAACUACCAGCCGAUACAUUCUCCAACAACCCAAAUUUACAAAAAAUAUUCAUAUCAAAUAACAAGCUUGUCUCAUUGCCCCAGGGCCUUUUAAUGAACUUACCAGAGCUCUCCAAGCUUACCCUGCAUGGAAAUGCUAUAAAGGAAAUCACAACUGGAGUAUUUGGGGCACUGCCUAAAUUAAAGGAACUUUGGUUAUAUGACAACAAACUAGAAAGACUUGAAGAUUAUGUGUUUAUGAACCUAACUAACACCCAGAUACUCAUUCUAAGCAGGAAUAAAAUCCAGUUCAUCUCCAGUGAUGCUUUUUAUGGAUUAGAUGAUCUCCUAGAAUUGUCUUUGCAUACAAAUGCCUUAACAACUUUGGAACAAGAUGUGUUACGGAGUCUACCUAGGCUACAGACAAUUUCCCUUCAUACCAAUAAAAUCGAGCAUCUGCCUGCAGGUCUGUUUGCAGAUUUGUACAAUUUAGCGACAAUCCAACUGCAAAACAACUCACUGGAAAAUCUCCCAGAGGGUAUUUUUGAUUCUCUGGAAAACUUGAAUGAAGUCAAGCUCUUCUACAACCCAUGGAGGUGUGACAACAAUCUCCGUCCCUUCCAGAAGUGGGUAUCCCAAAACAAGCACAAAGUUGGAAACAACAGUCAGCUAGUUUGUACCAACCCACCUUUCAAGGAUAUGCUGAUUUCUGAUUUAGAUGCACAUCAACUAGAGAUGUCAACUACAGGCGCAGAUAUAAUUCAUUCCACUGUUAUGCCCGACAUAAGUACCACCAUCAGUGAAUUUCCAUUUUCUUCCCAAACACCUAACAAGGUUGAUACCACUUUAAAGUUUAUAGAUGUAACACCAACUGCAGAUGAUAACUUCAUAGAACCAACCAGCAUGCUGUAUGAUGAUGAAUUUGAAGAAGAGCGUGGUGGAAACAGCCUACUAGUUGUUGUGAUUAUAGUCAUAGUUUUGGUUUGCCUAGCUCUCAUAUGCACUGUUAUCGCCUGCAUAGUGUACAACAGGAGGAAGAAGAGCCAAGUAGAGCUUAUGAGAAUGAAACAGCAGAAUGAAGCCUGAGGGCCUGGACUACUUGACGAAUUACAUAACAAUCUUUUACUCCAACUUAGACAAGCAGUCACGCUUGUUAUACAUGUGUCAAGAGUCAUAUACUUGUGCCCUUAUGUAAAACUUUAAGAGUUUUGAAAUAUUGUUUAUCUAAGUGUGGCUCAGCUUAAAUGUGCCCUUUAGUUUGCCUUAUUUUUGUAAUUUACUGUUGGAGAAAAAAAGCAAUAUAUGAAGACAAUAUCCAGAGCCAGAUUACCCAUAAGGUGGCAUAAGUGGCUGCCUAGGGCCCAGGCUAAGACAAGGGCCUGGUGGGCCCCUGUCUUGGCCUGGGACUCUGACUCUGUAUGUAUGGGGUCUAUCUGUGAGCUGUCAUGGAGAUCAACAGAUCUCUUUGUGUGUCUCUGCCCCCGUCAGCAAAGAGUGACCUAUUUCCUUUCUGUGUGGCACUACUAGGAGGAAGUGAUGUCAGUUCACUUUCCGCUGACACAAGAAAUCAUCUGCAGGGGAGGGAAGGGAAAGCCCUGCUGCAUUACCUGCAGUCUAAAGCAGCUCAAUGGACCACAGGGAAGCCACUCUCCUCCAGCACAAAUGUAGGAAAAGAUUAGAGAGACUAAAACAAAGUUCAAUCUGUGUGUGUGUAUGUGUGUGCCAGUCCAUAUAUCUAUGUGACAGUGUGUAUGGCAGCAUGCAUGUGUUUUUGUUUUGUAUGUGUAUCAUAAUGAUCUGUGUAUGUGUGGCAGUGUGUAUCUUUGAGAGGCAUUGUAUAUCUGUUUUUAUAUAUGUGUGGCUGUGUGUAUGUGUGUGUGGCACUGUGUAUCUGUUUUAAUAUGUGUUUCUAUUGGUGGAUCUGUAAGUGUUUCUGUAUGAGGGGGUGUGAGAAUAUAAGGAUCUUUGAAGAUGAGCAUGUCUGCGAAUGUAUGUAUCUAUGUGAGUGCUCUACGAAGGGGCCCCAAUCUGGCAAUCUGUUUAGGACCCUGGGCAACCUUAAUCCAACUCUGGCAAUAUAUAAUAAUAAUGUGCCUCCUUUGAAAGAAAAAUAAAAAAAAAUGGAUUUACAUAGCAUUUUCCACUUCUGCCAGGCAAAGAGCCCAGUGCCUUAAAAUAAAGGAAAAGACACAGUACCUUAAAAUUAAAGGUGAACACCUUAAGGCCUUAGAAACAGAGGCAAACACUCAGUGCCUUAACCCCUUAAGCACACAUGACAUGUGUAACGUCAUGAUUCCCUUUUAUUCCAGAAGUUUGGUCCUUAAGGGGUUAGAAUAAAAUUACCUUGAUGCUGCAUUCAAGAGAAAUAUUUUCUUCCCAUUUAAAGUCAAUUGGAAUAAUAUUUGUCAGCAAAAGAUAUGUUGAAUGUUUUUUUUUCUAUGCAUAUUACCGUAAGGGGCUGCUUACAUCUCCAAAGGAAGUGUUAGAACCUGAGCAACAACUCAAUUGAUGAAAAGCAAUGAUAAAAUUCUAAGCAGAGUUUAGAAAAUGCAAUGUUAGAUGUGUAAGACUUGCACGUUGUGGCCUUGAUGAUAAGGAAACCCUGCUUUAAACAUUUAAUGCUGAAUCCAGGGAAACAUGCUAAUCUUAUUUUGGGGAAAUUUGACCAUGCAGAUGCCAAGAAUUCUACUCAGGCAGAAAGAUCAAAUGCUUUUUGUUAAUGUUGCUGUACUUUUUAGAGCCUUCACAAAUUUGAAAUGGAAACUAUCAGACAAUAUAAAGUUUUAUAGGUCCAGCGUGCGUUUGGGAUAAAUAUACAGGUUUGAUGUAUUUGUAAGAUAAGUGACUUUGUUUCAGAUAAUUAGUAAGAAAUCAUACAGGCAUUUAAAAAGCAGUAUUAUGUAUUAUGCAAGCUUUAUAAUUAACUUAUUAAUAACAUGCUUUAUUUUUUAAUAUGUUCCAUUAUCAGAUAUUUGACUUGGAAUUAGCCAUGGAAUUUUUUUGUACAAGCGAAUUAUUACAAGUUUGCUGAUAACAUUAAAUACGUGUCAGCUUUUUUAUGGUGGCUCGUAAAAAAAUAAAACAAAAUGCAUGACUUCAUCUGGAAACAUAUAGUGCCUCAAACAUCUGUUAGGAGCCGCUCAUGUUACAAAAUAGCUGUAGAUGAAAAGGAGAGGUAUUAUCAGUGCAUUUGCGUAUGCCAAAGACAAUGGACCAUGGCAACAAAGUUAAAUAGCUUGUUCUUUUAAUAAAUCAGAGCUGGGCUCUCACUUCCAGCAAUCAUGGCAUAAAUAAACAUAACCCUGGAAAGGGAAAAUAGAAAUGAGAGUAAAUAAAAUGUUAUGAUCUCUCUCCUCCUGAUCCAGAUUCUCCAUAUUCUAGAAAGGUGUUGGAGAUUUU